Triplophysa rosa is the source of this 3279-nucleotide messenger RNA. It is a transcript of the gene u2surp, whose product is annotated as U2 snRNP-associated SURP domain containing. NCBI's taxonomy places the organism in Eukaryota, Metazoa, Chordata, Actinopteri, Cypriniformes, Nemacheilidae. Gene Ontology annotation, biological process: RNA processing. Gene Ontology annotation, molecular function: RNA binding. The transcript has 26 exons. Gene Ontology annotation, cellular component: nucleus. The coding region runs from base 38 to 2950 and encodes 970 amino acids. The record is from RefSeq and is a predicted model, not a curated record.
UGAACGCGCCUCAUGCGCUUGCACAGUGUCGGGCAAAAUGGCGGACAAAACGCCAGGCGGGGCGCAGAAAGCCAGCUCAAAGGCUUUAUUGGAAAGUAAAUUAAAGGCCUUUAGUAUCGGCAAGAUGGCGGUUGCAAAAAGAACACUAAGUAAGAAAGAGCAAGAUGAAAUAAAGAAGAAGGAGGAUGAAAGAGCAGCUGCAGAGAUCUAUGAGGAAUUUCUUGCUGCCUUUGAGGGCGGAGAAGGAAAAGUGAAGACUUUUGUCCGUGGUGGCAUUGCCAAUGCUACUAAAGAGGAGGCAGCAGCUGAUGAGAAGAAAGGAAAGCUUUACAAACCGAAGUCGAGAGUUUUGGAAACAAAAAGCUUUUUACCUUUGGAAACUCCCCAACAGUUUUUAUCAAUAGACAAACGCAAUGCAUCAAAGAAGGCAGAAAAGGAAAAGAAAAAGAGCAACCUUGAACUCUUCAAGGAAGAACUAAAACAGAUACAGGAGGAACGUGAUGAACGUCACAGGUUGAAGGGCAGAGUUAGUCGUUUUGAGCCGGUUCUCCAAGCGGAAGGACGACGAUCGUCGGAUGGUUCUUCACGAAGAAACCGUCCAUCCAGUGUUUUGGAUGAUUCAGCUCCUGGUUCACAUGAUGUUGGUGAUCCAACAACUACAAAUCUUUAUUUAGGGAACAUAAAUCCUCAGAUGAAUGAGGAGAUGCUCUGUCAGGAAUUUGGUCGCUACGGUCCAUUAGCCAGUGUGAAAAUUAUGUGGCCCAGGACUGAUGAGGAGAGGGCCAGGGAUAGGAACUGUGGUUUUGUAGCUUUCAUGACGAGAAGAGAUGCUGAACGUGCACUUAAAAAUUUAAAUGGAAAAAUGAUCAUGAAUUUUGAAAUGAAACUGGGAUGGGGCAAAGGUGUACCAAUUCCUCCUCACCCCAUAUACAUUCCACCUUCUAUGAUGGAGCACACCCUCCCGCCUCCACCCUCUGGACUGCCCUUUAAUGCCCAGCCCAAAGAAAGGCUGAAGAACCCCAAUGCUCCUAUGCCUCCCCCUCCCAAGAGCAAAGAGGAGUUUGAGAAGACUCUGUCGCAAGCCAUAGUCAAAGUGGUUAUCCCAACAGAAAGGAAUUUGCUCUCUCUAAUCCAUCGAAUGAUCGAGUUUGUGGUGCGUGAGGGACCCAUGUUUGAGGCCAUGAUCAUGAACCGAGAGAUUAACAAUCCACUCUACAGAUUUUUAUUUGAAAAUCAAGGUCCGGCUCAUGUCUAUUACCGGUGGAAGUUGUACACAAUAUUACAGGGCGAUUCUCCAACAAAAUGGAAAACUGAGGAAUUCAGGAUGUUUAAGAAUGGAUCUAACUGGCGACCACCUCCCCUUAACCCAUAUUUACACGGCGCUACUGAAGAACGCGAAAAUGAUGAUGACGAUGAUGUUGAUGAUGAUGAAGAAUCCAGCAAGAAGGGCUCCUUAAAAGACGAUGAAAGGGAUAAACUGGAGGAGACCCUUCGAGGUCUUACGCCAAGGAAGAGUGACAUUGCUGAAGCCAUGCUCUUCUGCCUUACACAUGCUGAUGCAGCUGAGGAGAUUGUGGAAUGCAUAGCUGAGUCUUUGUCCAUACUUAAAACCCCUCUGCCAAAGAAGAUUGCUAGGUUAUAUUUGGUGUCAGAUGUGUUGUAUAACUCUUCUGCAAAAGUUGCGAAUGCCUCUUACUACAGGAAAUUCUUUGAAACAAAACUUGGUCAGAUAUUUUCUGACCUCAACGCUACAUAUAAGACCAUACAAGGCCACUUACAAUCGGAGCAUUUCAAGCAAAGAGUAAUGUCCUGUUUCCGUGCAUGGGAGGACUGGGCAGUGUAUCCUGAUCCUUUCCUGAUUAAACUUCAGAACAUUUUCCUGGGACUUGUCAGUCUUGAUCCAGAAAAGGAGAUUGUAGAGUUGAUUCCAGAGGUUAGUGUGCAAUUGGAGACCAGCAUCGACAUUGAUGGUGCUCCUAUUGUGGAAGAGGAUGUGGAUGGUGCUCCUCUGGAUGAUGUUGAUGGGACACCCAUUGAUGGAGCACAAAUUGAUGGUGCACCUCUUGACGACCUGGAUGGAGUGCCUAUCAAGGGAGUGGACGAUUACCUGGAUGGUGUUCCUUUGGAGCAGAAGCCAGGUUUUAAGGUAGCCCCAUCAAAAUGGGAAGCAGUGGAUGGUGCUGCUUUGGAAGCUCAAGCCAUAACCACAUCAAAAUGGGAGGUCUUUGAUUUGCCUGAAGAAUCUGAGAAAAGUAAAGCGAGAACAACACAUGAAACUGAGAGCAAAGACUCUCUGAAGAACUCCAGCUCUGCAGAGCAGCAGUCCUAUUCUAAUCCUAUUAGAGAAGAAUAUGAUUUAAAGUCUGCAAAAUUUUCUGAGACGAGCGAGGAGAAACGUGCCAAACUACGAGAAAUUGAGGUUAAAGUCAUGAAGUUUCAAGAUGAACUUGAAUCUGGAAAACGACCCAAAAAGUCUGGACAGAGUAUUCAAGAACAAGUAGAGCUUUAUCGGGACAAGUUACUACAGAGGGAGAAGGAGAAAGAAACGGAAAAAGACAAAGAGAAAGAAAAAGAGAGGAAAGACAAAGAGAAGUCUGAUGUGUCAUAUAAAGAAAAGGACAAAGAUGACUCCACACCAAGCAGAAAAGAAAAAAAACGAAGACACAGCCCCUCGCCCAGCCCCACCCGAAGUAGCAGCAGUAGACGCGGCAGGUCGCCAUCACCACGCUCUGAAAGAUCUUAUAUGAAAGACAGCUCUCGAUCUUCCUAUAAAGACUCUCCUAGAGACAGCAACCGCAAAUCAUCAAAAAGGUCUCCUUCACCGCCAAGAACGCCCAAAAGGUCACGCAGGUCCAGGUCAAGAACACCCAAAAAAUCCUCAAAGAAAUCAAGAUCUCCGUCACGAUCGCCUCACCGCUCUCACAAGAAAUCCAAAAAAAGCAAACACUGAGACUGCUGGCUUUUAUAAAGAAUAUGUCUGGGUGUUCUUUUGUGCCUCAAAUUUUGUCCUGUAAAACAAUGUGGGAGACAUUCUCUCUUUCACCCCCUCUUUUUGAAGCAUUGGCACAAAAACCGUGUUCUCAAUGGUAAUCUAUAGGGUGUUUUAUAAUGUCAUUUAGGAACUUCCUUUGAUGUUGAGAAAGAAUGGCUUCAUUGAGGGGAAAACAAUUGUCUUAUUUUUGUCAUGGUUUUUAGAUCCCUUGAAACUGACUUAAAUUAAAAUAGUGUAUGUUUCAGUUGUAUAGAUAUUUGCUUUUCAAUAAAGACCGUUGUAUGUGA